AUGGGUGUGCUCGAUAUGGCUAAACGUUUGGAUAUGGGAGUUUUCAGGGAGCAGAAGCCCCGCAUUUUUGGCUUUAGGCCUCCCAUUGACGGAAAGAAUCACGGCGCGGUGAUGUCUGGAAGUGGUCUUCCCGAGAUCCACCUGGAGCCUCACGACACCGAAAGUCAAACCUCGGCUACCAUGGCUCAACUUCUCUGGUCCAUGGAUAUCCGCCAUUAA
This is a messenger RNA of Colletotrichum spaethianum, 219 nucleotides long. RefSeq lists its product as uncharacterized. The record is from RefSeq and is a predicted model, not a curated record. The transcript has a single exon. The coding region runs from base 1 to 219 and encodes 72 amino acids. NCBI's taxonomy places the organism in Eukaryota, Fungi, Ascomycota, Sordariomycetes, Glomerellales, Glomerellaceae.